AUGUUGGACGCAGAUGGUGCUGCAAGUUCUCAACCUAGUUCCAGAGGAAGAAGUCCAUCCAGUGAAGUGAGAGUGAGCUGGGUGUACGAACUUAACAAACAAGAACUAAUUGAAAAACUAAAAACGUAUAACGUUACUGUGAGUGAAACUGAUAGUGUUGAUAACUUACGAAAAACGCUCGUCAAAAAACUUCGUGGAAAAAACGAAACUUUCACAAAGAAGGAACUAUACCGGUGCGACAUGUCUGACUUUAAUAAAAUAAGUUUUACCCUAAACAAAGACAAUUGGGAAGUUUUUAUCGAAAGACUAGAAUUAAUUUUCGAGUGUCAGUGUAUUCCGCCGGAAAGACAAAGUGCAGAACUGUUAACAAGAGUUUGUCAAGAGACUUUCAUGUUGUUUCGCAAUUUAACUUCACCAAAAAAGGCUAAAGAUCUUUCCUACUCUGAUUUAGUUAAUAUCAUGAACUCUCAUCUUCAUCCAAAGCCUUCAGAAAUUUCCGAAAGGAAUAAAUUCUACGCCACGAAACAAUUACCUUCGGAAUCGAUACACGCAUUCCUUACAAAAUUGAAAGAAAGAUCUUUUUAUUGUAAUUUCAAGGACCUUGAUAUUGCUCUUCGUGAUCAAUUUGUAUUUGGACUUAUAAAUCACGAAACAAAAGUGGAAUUAUUUCGUCAAGAAAAUCUAACAUUUCAAAGUGCGGUGAAGAUAGCGGAGGAUCGAGAAGCAGCUAUAAAAAAUUCCUUAUCAAUGAAGUCCGCAGAUGCUGUGUCUGAAGAUACAAUUUUUUACAUGAAUAAGGCUGGUUCAAAAUAUUCCAAUCAUCAACAAUACAGAGGAAGGGGAAGCGGAAACGCAGAAGGAAAAUUCAAAUCUUCGCAACCAAACAACGCAGCCGCGGCUUCCACUUCCAAAGACCAGAGCCAGAAACUCAUCAGAGACAAUAGACAAAGACAACACGAUAACAGGAGCAGUAACUACAGACGAGAAGACAGAAACGGCAGCCAAAAAACGGUAGCUAAUUAUUUUGCAGCUAAGAAAAUCCACAAAGCAGAUAUUUCAUUGUCCAGCUAUGACAGAACAAAGUUGAAUGUAAUAGGCAUGUUGACCGAUCUUAAGGUGCAUUUCGAAGGGGUUGAAGCAAAAUUGAAAGCUUACGUUUUGGCAGGUAACGGGAAAAAUUUAAUAGGAAGGCAAUGGCUUCAAGCCUUGGAUUAUCAACCAAUUCAAUGUAAACCUUAUCAUGUCCCUUUCGCUUUGAAAGACAAAGUAGAUGCAGAAAUCGAUCGUUUGGUAAGAAUAGGUAAUUUGGAACAAGUUGAGACGUUACAGGUUGGAACCAAAUGGUCCCAAAUUGAUUUAAAACAUGCAUUUAUGCAAUUUGAAGUUGAUGAAGAUUGUAGAGAUCCAUUGACAAUAAUCACACAGAAAGGUUUGUUCAGGUACAAAAAAUUGCCAGAGGGUGUAGCCUCCAGCCCAGCAGAAUGUCAAGAUAUUGUUACUGAUAUUUUGAAAGGAAAGAAUGAUUCAGAGCAUCUCGAUACUUUAGAAAAAAUAUUUUAUAAGUUGAAUGAAGCAGGACUUAAAGUAAACGAAUCAAAAUGUGAAUUUUUCAGAUCUGAAAUAGAGAUAUUAGGAUUCAAAUUGGACAAAAAAGGUUUAUCACCAUCUCCUAGUAGAAUUCAUUCAAUUGUUAAUAUGCCUUCUCCAAAAACUAAAAAAGAACUUCAAGCAUUUUUAGGGUUAGUAAAUUUUUACGAGUCAUUUUUGUAUAAGCGAGCUGAUGAACUAAAGGUGUUGUACGAUGUUUUGAAAGCGAGCAAAUUUUAUUGGAAUUCUAAUUGUGAUCAAGCAGUUAAUUGGGUAAAGAAGGAAUUAGCAUCGGAUAAAGUUUUAGUUCCAUAUCAGCAAGAUAUUACUUUAGUAUUAGCUACAGACGCAAGUUACUCAGGGUUGUCAGCUAUUUUGUCUCACAGAUUUUCAGACG
This is a messenger RNA of Coccinella septempunctata (seven-spotted ladybird), 1984 nucleotides long. RefSeq lists its product as uncharacterized. The record is from RefSeq and is a predicted model, not a curated record. The annotation marks the transcript as partial. The transcript is spliced from 5 exons. Lineage: Eukaryota; Metazoa; Arthropoda; Insecta; Coleoptera; Coccinellidae.